Lacerta agilis (Sand lizard) is the source of this 2548-nucleotide messenger RNA. RefSeq names its product heat shock protein family A (Hsp70) member 2 (gene HSPA2). Gene Ontology annotation, cellular component: cytosol; cytoplasm; nucleus. The coding region runs from base 252 to 2156 and encodes 634 amino acids. Gene Ontology annotation, molecular function: misfolded protein binding; heat shock protein binding; ATP hydrolysis activity. Gene Ontology annotation, biological process: cellular response to unfolded protein; protein refolding; vesicle-mediated transport. NCBI's taxonomy places the organism in Eukaryota, Metazoa, Chordata, Lepidosauria, Squamata, Lacertidae. The record is from RefSeq and is a predicted model, not a curated record. The transcript has a single exon.
AGCGAUUGGUCAGAGGUCCGCGGUGUGCGUCACGAUUGGCCGAGCGCGUUCUGGCAGGUUCCAGAAGCGGGAGCGCCGCGGGUAUAAAAACUGAGGCGAAGGCGACGGCAACGGCAGAUCGCGCCUCAGAGCCAAAGCGAGAGCGUUCGUUGUGAGGGAAGCGGCGGGCGAGAUAAAGCUAAAACCAAAACCGUGAAGGACUUUCCAGUCGGCGGAGCUUUCGAAAGGUACCUGACCGCGUUCCUGCAACCAUGUCGGGCAAAGCGCCUGCCAUAGGCAUCGACUUGGGCACCACGUACUCCUGCGUGGGGGUCUUCCAGCAUGGGAAGGUGGAGAUCAUCGCCAACGACCAAGGCAACCGCACCACGCCCAGCUAUGUGGCCUUCACGGACACCGAGCGGCUCAUUGGGGAUGCAGCCAAGAACCAGGUGGCCAUGAACCCCAACAACACCAUCUUUGACGCCAAGCGCCUCAUCGGCCGCAAAUUCGACGACCCCACCGUGCAGUCUGACAUGAAGCACUGGCCUUUCCGUGUUGUGAGCGAGGCAGGGAAGCCAAAGGUGCAGGUGGAGUACAAGGGGGAGACAAAGAACUUCUUCCCUGAGGAGAUCUCCUCUAUGGUGCUGACCAAGAUGAAGGAGAUAGCCGAGGCUUACCUUGGGCGCAAGGUCCAGAGUGCUGUCAUCACGGUGCCUGCCUACUUCAACGACUCGCAGCGCCAAGCCACCAAGGACGCUGGCACCAUCACGGGGCUCAAUGUGCUGCGUAUCAUCAAUGAGCCCACGGCAGCUGCUAUUGCCUAUGGCUUGGAUAAGAAAGGCAGUGGCGCCGGCGAGAAGAACGUGCUGAUCUUUGACCUGGGAGGUGGCACUUUUGACGUCUCCAUCCUGACCAUCGAAGACGGCAUCUUUGAGGUGAAGUCUACCGCAGGCGAUACUCACCUGGGUGGGGAGGACUUUGACAACCGCAUGGUGAGCCACUUUGUGGAGGAGUUCAAGCGCAAGCACAAGCGGGACAUCGCUGGCAACAAGCGGGCAGUCCGGCGGCUGCGCACAGCCUGUGAGAGAGCCAAGCGCACCCUCAGCUCCUCCACCCAGGCUUCGAUUGAGAUUGACUCAUUGUUUGAUGGGAUUGACUUCUACACGUCUAUCACCCGUGCCCGCUUUGAGGAGCUCAAUGCCGAUCUUUUCCGUGGCACCCUUGAGCCUGUGGAGAAGGCCCUGCGUGAUGCCAAGCUCGACAAAGGGCAAAUCAAUGAGAUUGUGCUUGUUGGUGGCUCCACCCGCAUCCCCAAGAUCCAGAAGCUGCUGCAGGACUUCUUUAAUGGCAAAGAACUCAACAAAAGCAUCAAUCCUGACGAAGCUGUGGCCUAUGGCGCUGCUGUGCAGGCUGCUAUCCUGAUGGGGGACAAGUCAGAGAACGUGCAGGACCUUCUGCUUCUUGAUGUGGCACCACUGUCACUGGGUAUUGAGACAGCUGGUGGUGUGAUGACCGCCUUGAUCAAACGCAACACAACUAUUCCCACCAAGCAGACCCAGACCUUCACCACCUAUUCAGACAACCAGAGCAGUGUGCUGGUGCAGGUGUAUGAGGGCGAGCGGGCCAUGACCAAGGACAAUAAUCUACUAGGCAAGUUUGACCUGACAGGUAUCCCGCCAGCCCCCCGCGGUGUUCCUCAAAUUGAGGUCACAUUUGACAUUGACGCAAAUGGCAUACUCAAUGUCACUGCGGUGGACAAGAGCACCGGCAAAGAGAACAAGAUCACAAUUACUAAUGACAAGGGCCGCCUCAGCAAAGACGACAUUGACCGUAUGGUCCAGGAAGCAGAGCGUUACAAGGCAGAGGAUGAGUCCAACCGGGAACGGGUGGUUUCCAAGAAUGCCCUUGAGUCCUAUGCAUACAACAUCAAGCAGACGGUGGAAGAUGACAAGCUGAAAGGCAAGAUUAGUGAGCAGGACAAGCAGAGGGUGCUUGAGAAGUGUCAGGAGGUGAUCAGCUGGCUCGACCGCAACCAGAUGGCUGAGAAGGAAGAAUUUGAGCACAAGCAGAAGGAGCUGGAGAAGCUUUGCAACCCCAUCAUUGCUAAACUGUACCAGGGUGCUGGAGGAGCUGCGGGGGCUCCAGGCGGUGGGCCCACCAUUGAAGAGGUAGACUAAACUACCAUAGACUGGACUAUAAGAGCAAUUGCCAUCAUCUGCUCUUCCCUUUUUCUUCAGUCAGUGCUAUUGCUGGAGGGAUUUUCCUGUGUGUGUGUGUAUGGGAGGAGGUUGUUAACUUGCUCUCUACCAGGGGAAGAAAAGCCAGCUUAAAAGUUUGUUGCAGAUAAUGUUUGUCUUUGUAUUCAGAUAUCCAUGCUAGUCUGUAUAUUUCUGUUUCUUUAUGUUCACUGUUUUUUAAAGUAUCCACUUGAGCAUUACAAUUGAGGGAGAACCAUUUCAAGAGAGCAUGGAAAAUGUUAAAACAUACCCCAAAGAAAGGUUUUACUUUUUGAAACUAUUUGGUCUGGUUAUUUUAAAAUUUUGGUAAUAAAAAGUUACUUGAAGCUUAA